CCCUAAAAAUCUUCUAACCUUAAAAUACCUAUCUAGUUAGAAAAACCCUUAGAGUUGUACUUGAACCUUGAAUUUUCACUCUAUGGAUAAAAACAACACCUCAAAUUCAAAUCCUUCUGUUUGCAACAAAAUUCGUCAAGCAAUUGCAAGUAACCCAGCUAUUAGAAUCAUUAACCGAAUAUCAAGCUAUAAUCAAGAACCUAAACAUGCCAAAUUAGGUUCAAUUUCAACCUCAUCACCAUCAUCAUCGCCAUCGUCGUCUUCAUCACCAUCUCCAAAUAAUAACACUCUCAUCCAAAUCCAAACCAAACCACAUAUACCUCAACAACAGGAAAAGGGUAAUCAUAAAGAAGCAUCACCAAGAACAAUCCCAAUCAAAUUUGAGUAUUCAACACCACCAAAAGAAAAUAUUCAUGACCAAGCACCAAAAUCUUCACCACCUUUUGUUGCAACAAAUUUACAAAGUGCAACAAACAAGGAUCAUGGACAAGAACAUCACCAUCACCAUCAUCAUCAUCAUGAUGGAAUGCAUCAAGAGCAACAAGGUAAGAAAUCAAUGAUGAAUAUUGAUGAAACUUUCAACGAGUACAUUCAACGUGCCAAGAAAAAGAUUCGAACUAUGUCGAAUAUUGGCCGGGGACAUAACAGCAUUGCAGAAGAUCAUGAGUCUCACGGCGGCGGCACAAAUGAAAAGGAUCAUCAUCAACAUAGAGAUCAAUUCUCUGAGUUCAUCAACCGUGCCAAGAAGAAGAUUAGGACUACAACAAUAGUUGGAAAGAGUAGUUCCUUGAGGAAAGGGUAAGUAAGGAACUUGUCAUAUGUAAAAAAGUAUAUGUAUGUGUAUUUUACUAACAAAAAAAAUGUAUAUUUUAAUUUGUGAAAAAGUUUGAUCAUUUAAAUAAAAAAAUAUCUAUGAUGUUAAUCAUGUAAUGUAUUUUGUCUUUUAGUUUGAGGGGCAAGAAAGGUGAUUAAUAAUUUCUAUUCUUAAAACAAAU
Arachis stenosperma is the source of this 995-nucleotide messenger RNA. RefSeq lists its product as uncharacterized. The record is from RefSeq and is a predicted model, not a curated record. Bases 83 to 802 code for a protein of 239 amino acids. The transcript has a single exon. NCBI's taxonomy places the organism in Eukaryota, Viridiplantae, Streptophyta, Magnoliopsida, Fabales, Fabaceae.